UUUUUUUACGAAAAUGGACAAGGAAAGAUUUUCGACGAACAAGGCAAUGAUGCUAUGGAAUGGAUUGAGGAAGCUGAUCCUUUCCAUUUAGAAACUCUUACGACAUUACGAAAGUACCAACAGGCUCAACCAACUGAGCAAGAAAGAAUGAGGGGCGACUUAAAGAAAAAAAAAAGUAAUAAUAUUAACAGAGAGGAGAUUAUUUAA
Molecule: messenger RNA, 207 nt
Organism: Cokeromyces recurvatus
Lineage: Eukaryota; Fungi; Mucoromycota; Mucoromycetes; Mucorales; Mucoraceae
Exons: 1
Source: RefSeq, a predicted model, not a curated record